AUGACGUGCCGAGAGAGCGAGCGAACGCGCGGCCGGGAGAGCGGAGCCUCCUGCCUCCCGCCCCCCAGCCCUCCAGCUCCUGCUCCUCCUCCGCUCCCCACACGCAGACAAGCUCACGCCCGCUCCCUCACUCGCACACACAGACACGCGCGCGCACACACGCUCCGCACACACGCUCCACUCUCUCCCGCGCGCUCACACCCCUCUCGCCCUGCGCCCUCGCGGGUGCAGCGCAGCGCCGCGGUCGGACUCCGCUCCCGGGCUCACUUUGCAACGCUGACAGCGCCGGCGGUGGCCGUGGAGGUGGGGACAGAAGCGGCAUCCUACCCCCUGGUCGCGGCCGGAGACGGGACGCCCGCGGAAGCCCGCGGCGGCGCUCUCCCAUGA
This is a messenger RNA of Rangifer tarandus platyrhynchus (Svalbard reindeer), 387 nucleotides long. Lineage: Eukaryota; Metazoa; Chordata; Mammalia; Artiodactyla; Cervidae. The record is from the annotation of a GenBank genome assembly.